UGGUGAGACGGGUGCCUCCCUGAGACUGCAGAUCCUACCUGCGUAGUCACAUUUUAGUCGUUGAUUGGGAGUCAACAUGUACUGAAGCUGACUGGAGGAGAGCCAUAAUUCAGUGACUGCUGAACAAACAGAGGAGACGAUACAUGAACACUGCUGAAAAGUCCUCAAAGGAUUGACAAUGAGUGAAAACUUGAGAGGAGGCUACUAUGGGUCCUCACUCCAAGAGCUGAGACUUCUUCUUUUGGGAAACAUUGGCUGUGGAAAGACGUCUUCAGCGGACACCAUCCUGGAACAACUGUCCCCCGUCUCUCCCAGUGCCUCCAGGAGCUGUCAGCUGCGACAGGGCAUCUCUGAUGGCAGGAGUUUGACUGUGGUGGAGGCACCAAGAUGGUACUGGAGUGGUGGCAAGAUGGAGGACAGUGUCAGGAGGGAGACGGAGCGAGCGAUGACACUGUUAGCACAAGGCCCGCAUGCCAUUUUGCUGCUGGUGCCUGUUGGUCAAUUCACAGAGAUGGAGUGUCGUGUGCCUGCAGAGCUGGAGGAGGUGUUUGGUGAGGAGGCAUUGGAUCACACCCUGGUCCUGCUGACCUGUGGUGACUACUUGAUGGGAAGAACCUUAGAGGAAUACCUGCAGAAAGAACACCCAGGCCUGAGGCAGAUGAUUGAGCGCUGUGGAGGGAGGUACCAUGUCCUCAAUAAUCGUCAGCGACAUGACAGGGAGCAGGUCCGCGAGCUGCUGGAGAAGGUGGACAAUUUGGUGCAGAGAAGUGGGGUAUACCAUAUGAAAUCAGUCCAGGAGAGAGAGCUGGACAGACGAGUGAAAGAGAGAAAGAGAGAACUUAUGGAAAGCUACAGAGCACAAAAGGAGAAAAGAGAGACUUUCGCUUCAACGCACAUCCCAAACACAGAGACACGGAGGAGUCUUGUUGAAGGAGAGGACUACAGCACCGCCUUGGAGAGGAGGGGGAGAGAGGAGAGGGAUGAGAUGGAUGAAAGUAUAAGUGUGAGGCAAAGAUCUAACGGGCUUCAUUCAAAUCCAGCAACAGAGUGGUAUUCAGAGUCGAAUGAGGACAGGCAGGUGAAGAGGACGCCCAGUUUCAGACUAAAUGCAGAUGGAGCUGUACUCUCACAAAUGUCUGAGCUUAAAUCGACUCCGAAAGUGGUCACUACCUUUCACCACAGAAUGAACAGCUUUGAAGACAGAUCCCCUGAGGCGUCUCCGACCUCUCCCUAUUCGCCCGUCUUCACCUCUUCUUCCUCUUCACCAACCUUUGCUUCCUCUCCCACCUCAUUCCCCUCAUCCUCCUCUCCCAACUCAAACCCCUCAUCCUCCUCUCCCAACUCAAACCCCUCAUCCUCUACUCCCAUCUCAAACCCCUCAUCCUCCACUCCGACCUCAUUCCCCUCAUCCUACUCCUCUUCUUCAUCCUCUCCGGAGUUGCGUCUGGUGCUGCUCGGACGAUCUGGAUCAGGGAAGAGCGCAGCUGGCAACAGCAUACUGGGGAGAGAGGUGUUUGCAUCAUGUCCGGACAGCCUCACAGCGAUCACUCAGGAGUGUGAGAAAAAGAAGACAGUGGUUGAGGGAAGACAGGUGGCGGUGGUGGACACCCCAGACUGGUUCAAUUCAGAGCAAACUCCAGAUGAGGUGCGAGCUCAGAUCUCCUCUUGCGUUGCUUUAUCCAGUCCCGGCCCACACGCCUUUCUCAUUUGCGUCCCCUUAGAUCAGCCUGCAAAGACUGAGAUGCAGGCUCUCAAGACCCUUGAUGCUGUUUUUGGCCCAGAGGCGGUUCAGAACCACACUAUACUCCUCUUUACAUACGCAGAUAAACUGAGGGAGAGUGGGAAGACAGGAAAUAACAGUGUGGAGGCAUACAUCGCUGGUCAGCGGGGGGAUUUGUUAAAGCUCGUGGAGAAAUGCGGGGACAGGUUCCAUGUGAUGGAGAUGGCAGGAGGUUGGAGGGAAAGGAAGAAUGUGGCGGAGCUGCUAGAAAAGGUGGACCAGACAGUAAAGGAAAGCGGAGGACAGUUUUACUCCCAUCCUGCUUUUCAAGAGGCGGAGAACAGAGUGAGGCAGAGACAGGUGGAGAUAGCAAGGGAGAGAAAGGGAAAAAAACUACAGCAAGACAGACUGGCAGAUGUUAGACAGCUCAACUCUGAAAGGCGGGUGCUUUAUCCCUACAUGCAGCCUGUGGCUGAGACAGAAGAGGAAGUGAGAGAGGAUGAGAUUGAGAAAACAAGGGAUGAGGCAGAGAUGAGUGUAAGAACAAUGAAUAUUGAAAGCCUUCCUCCUAUUACACGUUCCACCUUGUCCCCUUCACUUCUUCGUUCCAUUAUGGAGAAAAUGGGGUCCACUGCAAACAUGUUACCCCAGCUGUUGGCAGACAGCUCUGUUUUGGUCGGUGAGGGAGCAAAGAAGAUGAAAGACAGUCCGAUGUGGGGGACAGUCGGCAGCCAAGCAAAAAAUGUCCAGAAGAUGGUGGCUGAUAGUGCUGUGUGGGGUAAGGUUGGAGCUGGUGCCGGACAUGUGUCCAAACUAGUUGGAGAUAGAUGUCCCAAGGUAGUAUUGGAUGGUACUGCAUGGGUGGGAUCUGGAGCAAAGGCAGCAAGGGCUAGUCCAGUGUGGGGAAAGGUUGGUUCAGGGGCCAAAAUAGUGGCUGAAAACUCCAUGCGUGUCGGAGCUGGGCUUGGAACCGGGGCAAAAAAUUUGGCGCAGAGUCCUAUGUGGGGGAAAGUAGGAUCUGGGGCCAAAACUGGAGCUAAACUGAUGGCUGACAGCUCUGUGCGACUUGGAGCCGGAAUUGGUGCCGGUGCAAAGAAGAUGGCGCAGAGUCCAGUGUGGGGGCAGAUUGGCUCUGGGGCCAAAGCAGGGGCCAAAAAGGUGGCUGAGAGCUCAGUGUGGGAGAAAAUUGGGACAACUGCUAAAAAGGUGCCCAAGGUAGUCAUAGGGGGCGCAUUGCUGGGUCUGGUGCUUGGCGUGUUUUUGGGUGGUGCACUUGGCGGAGCUCUCGGGGCAGCUGCUGGGUCUGCGGUAACUGAGGUGGGCAGACGAAAAUUAAGCAACAAAAACACGAUCGAAAAGGCGGAUGAAGUUGCAAAAAAUGUGGAGAGAACAGUGAACGAUGGCAUAGACUCUCUGGUAAAACAAGGAGAGAAAGUACUGAAAACUGAAUGAACGGCUGAAUGGAUUGUGUAUAUAAAAAUGUAUAACACAUGUACAAACAUUUAGUUGUCAAUUAGCACCAUCACAUUGUGCAAUCCAAAAACAGCAGUUAAUGUGUUCUUCAUUUUUAUUUUGACAGAUGCUCAACAUUUAAAACAUGCACUUUUCAUUAAGUCUUUCUUUCUGUCUACACUGAUAGACCGCAAGUUACAGGAUCUGUGAAAUUAUAUUAACUAUUUCAUAA
Plectropomus leopardus (leopard coralgrouper) is the source of this 3404-nucleotide messenger RNA. RefSeq names its product GTPase IMAP family member 8. Gene Ontology annotation, molecular function: GTP binding. Lineage: Eukaryota; Metazoa; Chordata; Actinopteri; Perciformes; Serranidae. The record is from RefSeq and is a predicted model, not a curated record.